ACGACCACGACCACGACCACGACGACGACGACGCCGACGACGACGACAACGACGACGACGACGACGACGCCGACGACGCCGACGACGACGCCGACGACGACGACGACGAGGACGAGAAAGACGGAUCGUUUGUGACGUUGAGAGAGAAGCACGCGCUACUCCGCCGCGUGCCGCGUCGGCUGUUAGGGGAAGAAAGAGAAGGGGAAAGAGGAGAAGACGACGUACCGAGAAGGAGAAGGCAACGUUGGUGGUGGUGGUGGUGGUGGUGGUGGUGGUGGUGCAGUUGCUGCCGGACGUGAACGUGUCGGUGAUAGUAGUAGUGGUGGUGCUGGUGGGGACGGGACCGAAAGGAAAGAGGUGCUGGAGGAGAACGACGGCGACGGAAAGGAGAAAGGGGAGGAGGAGGACGGUGGUGGUGGUGGCGGUGGUGGUGGUGUUGGUAGUGAUAGUGGUGGUGGCGGUGGCGGCGGCGGCGGCGGCGGCGGCGGCGGCGGCAACGACGACGGUGGUGGAGGAGGAAGAGGAAGAGGAGGAGGAGGAGGAGGAGAAGGUGGUAAAGGUGGAGGUGGCGAGGCUCGUGGCGGCGGCGAAGGAGACGCGGACGUCCACGCGGGUACACGAGGCAGGCACACCCGGCCGGCACGCACACCCAUAUUCUAAGAUGUGAUUUCAAAAAUGGCGGAUUGCCCCUAUGCCCGCUGUAUACAGGAACGCAGACACAUCCGACGGGAGCUGCUGCGAUGGACAAAGAAUAUGGUCUUCGUAGUCGUUGCGGUGGUGUCGCAGGUCUGGAACGAGUAGCGGAGGAGUUGAUGGGCCGUAGGAGAUGGAAGCAAUAUCAGGACACCCUGUACAGCGGCACGCGCAUCAGCGAAUCAACGACGACGACGACGACAGCGGCACAGCCCCUCCAUCGGCUUUACCCGGCGUUGUCACCGUCUUGCAAUCCGGUGCUCGGAAAUCUGGGCCAGAUCGGGCCAGCUCACCUGCUUCAUCCAGCGCCGUCGCCAACCGUUACGCCGGCAGGAGCUACGACGGUUCUUGCGACGGGUUUAGCGACGGGCCUGGCAACAGGGGUGACGACGGGGGUAGCGACGGGGGUCGCUACGGGGGUGGCAGGAGUGCCUGGGAGCUUGGUCGCUGCCACGGCUACGACGGCCACCGUCGUACCCACGAUCGGUCACCUCAAACAGGACGUCUCUUCUCUUCAGAGGCAUCAUCCUCAGAAUCAUCAUCAUCAUCGACAUCCUCACUCUCAUCUCCACACGCCGUCCUUGCUGGCCCAGGAUCAGCUCUAUCAGCAAAAGCAGCAGCAGCAGCAGCAGCAAGAAGAAUCCAGACGUUUGAGACCGGAGGAAAUAAAGAUCGAAGCGGACGAAGAAGAGUCCGUAGAAGCCAGUGGUGGUGGUGGUGGUGGUGGUAUCGUCGUACGAGAGAACGCGAGGACAACGGAUUUGGCGACGAGUACGACCUCGACGCAAACGACGAAUACGGGUACGGUGACGACGACGUCGACGACGACGACAACGACGGCAACGACGACCACGACCACGACCACGACGAGCACGUCGACGAUAACGUGCGUCGCGACGUCGACCGCAUCGGCUACAUCGACGAAUCUGCUCUCGUCGAGAAGACGGCGUCGAGCGAGAAGACAAAACGACGGGGAGGAGGCCGACGAGGCCGAGGAGGAGGAGGAGGGAGAGGAGGAGGAAGGGAACGAGGAGGAGGAUUCGAGGACGCGAGAGGAACCGGAAAAGCGGUUGAAACUCGACGAGGACGUCGAUAGGUCCGUCAGUCCUCACAGAACGGAUAUAGAACGAGCGUCUCGCAAUCCUUCGGCUACCAACGGCACGGACGACAACGCGGAAGGGACCAAGGAACGGACAGGGGAGCUCGCGUUGGAACGGAUACCAGUGACGCAAGCUUUACUGAGAGUAAAAAAAGAAGAGGAGUUACAGGAGGCGCCAGGUUUAGGAAUCGAAAGGACGACGACACCGGCAUCCGAUUCGGAAGGGACCAGAAGAGUCGGAGGAGCUGGCGGGGGUGGUGGUUGCGGUGUCAUCUCGAACGAGGCUGAAAUCACGGCGAAAACUAUCGUUCCGCCGUUUCUUCUAGCGAGUCGACGCACGAGUCCACCGCCGGAAGAUUGGAAGCCUCUCGACAAGUGCUACUUCUGCCUCGAUGGCAAGCUGCCCCACGACGAUCAAGCGCCGCUCAGUCCACAGAGCGACAGCAGCAGUAGUUCGCGAUCGGUGGAGUCACCGAUGUCGGUCCAAGUCGACCCAAUGGCGGCGUCCGUCGUCGCGGCCGCUCUCAGCGGUACUUACCCGACUUUAUUGCCUCAGUGGUGCUUACCACCAAGAGAGGCACCUCUCGUCGGGGUACAGGCUCAUCAGGACAGUGCCACGUCGGUCGAUCAACCACUCGAUCUCUCGGCGAAACCGAAAAAUUCUCAGGAUAACAACAUAUCUCCCCUGGAACAACAGAAAAUACCUCUGAGGAUGCCCACGGGUAUCGACUCCAAGAGCAUCUUCAACUCGUGUUACCGCGCGAAACCGCGUAUUGCCGUGCCGGUGACGGCAGCAGCGGCGGCUGUAGCGGCGGCGGCAGUGGUGGGUGCAGGGGGUAGCGUCAGCCGGAAGACUUACACCGAGGAGGAACUACAGGCUGCCCUAAGGGACAUUCAGAGUGGAAAACUCGGCACGCGAAGGGCAGCCGUGAUUUAUGGGAUACCACGAAGCACCCUACGCAACAAGGUCUACAAGCUUGCGAUGGAGCGCGAAAGGGAUGCGUCCCUCUCUAGCACCCAUUCACACCCUCACGAGUCCGGCGCCCCAGCCACUACCACCACCACCAUCACCACCACCACCACCAUCACCACUACAACACCACCAAAUACGACCCAAAACGCGACCACUCCGCCCCCGCAAGUGGAUGAGUUUAACACGCGGCCACUCGGCGUUCGCGAGGUUGCAAGACUCGAGGUGGACGAGAAGGAACUAUCGGGAGCGGAAGAGGAAAAAGAGGUCGAGAAGGCACUCCUGAAACCUUUGUUGUCGUUGGAAGACCUAGUAAGGUUUUCCGCGCUCGAAGGUAGCGGUGGAGAUUCCCUGAGGACUCUGCUUCAGCGAGGACAGGAUGCGGGUCAGGAAUGGCCGGGUUUGGAGCACGCAAACAUUGGUCCGUACAUUCAAAAAAUGUUGGCCGCGGCAGCACCGUUCAAAGGAAUAGAAACGCAAGACUACCGCAUUCCGGAGGUGAUGAGGAGGUUAAUGAGCGAGGAUAAGAGAUUGAGUAAGAGCGUGAACGGAGAUCAAGGACAGGCGCAGCAUCAGCAACAACAGCAGCUUCAACAUCAUCAGCAUCAUCAUCAUUCGGUAUCGGCGGUGGGGCAUCAACAGAGUAGUGGGCCGCAAACGGGCGUGCAAUCGGUGACGCAACAGCAAACGCAUCAACAUCUCCGGGCACCGAUGACCAACGAUGAUUUUAAUCCGAGCAUCGAGGAAGAGGCGAGCGAUAGUGCUCAAGGCAGAGCAAUAUUGAAGAUUCCGUCCUACAAGCCAGCGAGUACGCCAGGUUGUUCGAGUAACAAGAACGGCGAACCGACCUCGGCUGCUUUCGCUCAGGGAUUCGCGGCAACGGCUUCGAGUCCGAAUCUUCUGGAACGUGCUAGCCCGGCGUUCUCGGGGACGAGCAGCCCGACGAACUCCCUGGUCGGCAAGGCGGUGCCUGUUAAUUUUCGUGACGUCAUCGCGAAGAGCAUCAGCGUCAAGUUCCAAGAAGGACAACAGGCGGGCGUCACAGCUGGAUUAGCGGCUUGUCAAGGGAGUACGGUGGUGCAGCCGCAGCAACCGAUGAUGCCCGAGCCGAGUCCAUUCAAGAGGGGCCGUUACACGCCACCUCAGCCGGCGCCACCUGUCCAACAAGCGCAACAGAAUAAGCCGCAAAGUCAGGAGGCCAACAAGCCGAAACCCGGUACCGGUGGUAAAGGAACCAGACCAAAACGCGGAAAGUAUAGGAAUUACGAUAGAGAUAGUCUCGUAGAAGCCGUGCGCGCGGUUCAACGAGGCGAGAUGAGUGUUCAUCGAGCUGGCAGCUACUACGGCGUGCCGCAUUCCACCCUCGAGUACAAAGUUAAAGAACGCCAUCUCAUGAGGCCACGCAAGAGGGACCAGAAGCAACCGGACGACAAGACGAAAGACGGAACGAGUACGACGACGGCGGCAGCGGCGGCUGCAGCCGCGGCGGCGGCUGCUGCCGCGAUGAGACCCGGUACGACGGACAAAAAGGCACCGCUGAAGACUCAAAAGCCGUUCGCCCCGGCCAGCGGUAUCCCCGGUCCAAACGGACUGAAGAUGCCACCGUUCAUGGAAGGCAUGCCGCACUUACCUUUUCCGCCUUUCAACUUUUGGAGUCCCGCCCCGUUCUUACCUUCGCCGUUCAUGCCGGGCGCCGCUAACGUACCUACCAUCCUUCCGGAGCAAUACUUUGCGUCGCAAAGGAUGCGCGGCCUGCAAGAACAACAGAGAAGCGCGGCGAUAGUUCAACAACAGCCGCAUCAACAGCACUCGCAGCGAGAGAGAGAGGCCGGAGCGACGGUCUCGAGCACGGAAACGCCUGGUACGUCGACCGCGAGAAACGCGACGAUCGCGAAGGCACCGAGGGAAAUAACGGAGAGCCUUUACGACGGCAGCGGAGCGAACGGAAGUUUCUUGGACAAUCUGAUAAGGUCGAGCCUCGAGACCGGCAUACCCAGGGACCAGCGAGUCUUGACGGAAACGAGAAGUCAACAGCAACAAACGUCGUCGUCGUCGUCCACGUCGUCGUCGUCUUCGUCUCAGCAACAGCAGCAGCAGCAGCAGCAGCAGCAGCAGCAACAGCAACAGCAACAACAGCAACAGCAACAACAGCAACACCCAGAAACGAUGAGCGGCAAGGCUCUGAUCGAUCAGCUAUGUAGGAACUCGAGGAGGACACCGUUGCCGCGUAUAACGCAAGACAGUAGCGAGGAUGAGAGUUAUAGGGGACCAUCGGGAACCCCCGGUAGACUCGAGAGAGUACCGGAGAGACCGGAGAGGGUACCUACCGUUGAUCUCAGCCCGUCGCCCUCCGAGAGGGCUCGUACCGACGACGGCAGCGAUCGCUUGACCUCACCGCCAACGCCUCUUUCGAUCUCCCGUGCGGGAAGCAGGGACGAGGACAGUACUCGCGAUUCGAGGUUAGAUCGUGCCAGUAGAGAACGCGAAGUUCAUAACGGUGCCGCUCAGGAAGAUCGAGGUGCCCUCGGUACGCAGCAACAGCAACAAUUGAAUCAUUACCCGGACUUACACAAUCUUUAUGCCGUAUCAACUGACAAAAAAAGUGCCUGUGAUAGUAAGCUUAUAGUAGAUCAUUCGAGCCAGAAGACUCAACAACAGCAACAGCAACAGCAGCAACAGAAGGAAUACGCCGCGGUAAGCGGCUUGGUCGUGCAACUGCAGAGGGGCUACAACACCGGCAGCAGCAGGUCCGCCGAGCAAACCAACAGCCAGCAACCGGCGGAACAACGUGGCCCUGUCAUCGGUAUGGAAGACUCCGUAGAGCAGUAGACGAAAGUCAGUAUCAGUUAUCAGUAAGGUAUAGAAUUAUGGUAACGCUAAUCGGAUUUCGAACGGUAAAACCCUUUUUCCAUUCGGAAAGCCCUAUGUCACGCCUGUCUCACAUCCUUGCUAUUCGUCCUUGAGCGCGAACAGUUUCGUUCGAAUUCGACGAUUCGAUUCGACGAUUCGAUUCGACGAUUCGAUUCGACGACGGUCCACGAGAAAGAUCAGGAGACCGUUUGAAUGCGUAAUACGAGGACUAUCCCCGACUUAGGCUCCUAGGCUUCGUUCGAAAACUAUACUGUCGAAGAACUAUGCUAGAGCACUUCUUCGAGACCUCCCACGACGGAGAUCGGUGAAGAACGGUAAGAGAAACGCUUCGGUACGACCGAGUAAACUCGCUAUCAAUUUUCCAAAGACUCGGUAGAGAUCACCAGCCGUGUACGGUGUCCACGCUCUCGGUGCCGAUUUUCCUGCGAAUUCGGAGCAGACUAACGAUAAGAUAUUGAUAAAAGACACGAUACGAUUUAUCCACUACCACUGGCAUUGCCGAUUGCAAUCCUUUCGUACACGUAACGCAUACGCUUACAGAGGAAUACGAACGAAAUCGGUGAAUGACACACUGACGGAAAAACACACUAACACGGACGAGAAAUACGAUUUAUAGUAGGGAACACGAAGCAGCGUAGAGGCAACGCGGGCGGAUCCGCAUACGCGUUGAAUUUUUAGGAUUCCAUUUUCGAGUAUGUUGCGAAGAAGCAUACUCGUUUGCCGUAUACUAAUCUAUAAGACGAUCAAUCGUUUAAGAUCGAAGCAAAAGGAGAGCUAAUGCGUUUUAGGUGAAACGAAGAAAAAAAAAAAGAAAAAAAAAGGAUAAGACAAACGACAACAGCGUAUUAUUUCCUCUAUCGAUGUAAAACUACCUAAUGGAAACUUAUUACCUACUAUUAACAUUACUUAACUCGUAAGGAGCAACAUAAUUAUAUAAGGAAUGAUAUAUUAUAUAUAUAUACAUAUAUUUUUGGUCAUUACGGACGUAUGCGAAAUGAGAAACGAGCCAAGGCUUUUUUGGCGCACGUAGGUGACAUUUUUUCACAAGGCGACAAUAUUUCUCUAAUCUCAGUUCUCUUAAGGCCGGUGUUCGACGCAAACGCAUCAUCCCACGUUUAACGAGACGUUGUUUAGCUUGAAACGCGAUCGAGAGAAGAUAGGAAAGAUUUUUUCAAGGAAUUCAGGGAAGAAGGAUUUCAAAAGGACGUCGUAAAAUUCUCUACAAUUUUCUAAUAUCGGACUCGUCAAGCUCCUUUCUUUUAUUCUAAUCGAGGUUCGAGGAAGAGUCGUGCGAGCGCGUGUGUGCUAGGGAAGGAGAGAGACAAACAGAGAGAGAGAGAGAGAGAGAGAGAGAGCAACUCUUCGAAGGAUACCCUUUUAUAGUCUGUGACAUUAAUGGUGCUUCCUGAGGACGACCGGAAUACGGAUAUCCUGGAAAUAUUUUACAAACUAUUAAAAUAGGGUAUCCUCGAGACAUUUCGUUGAGAGUGAAAAGAUAGACACGCGUUUUUUAAGGAAAGAAUAACAGAAUAGACAAAGAGAAAGUUAAAAAAAAAAGAAUCACCGUACUCCUUUCAAGGAUUUUACGAAUCCGAAAGAAAUCCUUCUGACGCGAUCGUACGUUCCUUGAAUUUUCAUUUAAUAAAAAGGGACGGAUUUACGGAGAGUUUCGAAGUGGUAGGAAACAUAAUUGCAAACGAUAAAGAAAGAUUCUAACGAACGGGCGAGUCAAGUAAGAAGAAGAGAAUGAAAAGAAUGUAAAGUUGAAAAGUUUAACGAGAGAGAGACAGAGAGACGGAAAGACGGAGAGAGAGAGAGAGAGAGAGAGAGAGAGAGAGAGAGAGAGAAAACGGGGAAUAAAAAUUAUUGUAGAGGAAACGCGUGCUCUCGACUCGGGUCUUUCUACGUAAUACCGAAGUGCAGAAGUACAUUUUUCUUAAGCGCGAGUACGCCCGAUAACACUUUUUGAUACGAAUGCAAAUUUUCUACUACGUAGAGGAAGAGAUACAGCAGCAGCCGCGGCCGCAGCAGCAGCAGCAGCAGCAGCAGUAACGUCGUUGUAGUGAUCUCACUCGAAUUAGGGUUUCGUUUUUUCACCGGGUUCCACGAAUAACGAUAAUAACGAUGACAGACGAUGAUAACGAUGUUGAUGAUGAUGAUAAUGAUGAUGAUGAUGAUGAUGAUGAUGAUGAUGAUGAUGAUGAUGAUGAUGAUGAUGUCGAAUGCGUAGGAGCGAGUCUACGUUUCGGAAAGGUUUGCUUGUUUUUUUGAAAACGUUCUCUCUUUGGCCAGGAGGUUCUCGUAGAAAGAUAGAUCUCUUCGAGAGAUCGUUCAUUGAUAAUUCCAUAUUAGUAUCGCAGUUCGAAAUUCGGAUUGGAAAGGGACGAAAAUAUAGAAAACGAAAAAACGACGCUCGUCGUUUCUUUCGUAUGAUAAAUGAUCGGUUGGACCAAUGGGUGAUAUUAGUUAGACGGUGUUAGGUGAAAUCAAAGUUGGGGAGGGCUUAUAAACUUAAAACGAGGAGUGCAAGAGAGCGAUGACAGGGACGUAGAUAUCGCUAAUCCGCUUUUCCUCGCGAGUAACGAGUAACGAUGACAGAGGAAUCGGAUAAGAGGUAAGAGGGAGAAAAUAAAAUGAAACAUAGAGGGAGAAAGUGAAAGAGAGAAGAGGUAAGAAAUUUAGGAAGGAAGGGAAGAACGAUCCACGCACUCAUCUCAUGACACUAUUUUAAGAAAGAAUUUAAGAAGGAAUAAAGUAACCAAAAGAAAAAAAAAAAAGCAAGCGUAACGACUGAAAGACUUUAGGCUGUAUAUAAAGUAUAAGGCAUGUAUGUUUGGUGUUUUAAAAAUGCAAAAAUUCCUUAUUAACGAAAAAAAAAAGUUAUACCCUAUGCGAAAAAAAGUAAACAAUGUAAACAAGACUACUCUCUCGGUGUUUUUUGGAACUAAACUUAAAAAAUUUGUCCUAUUUAAAGGGAAAAAAACAAGUAUAAAAGAAUAAGGCGUGAGAAUAAUGAUGUAACUCUCUAAAGAAAAAAAAAAAAAAAAAAAAAAAAAAAAUACGCGCGUAAAAAGUCAAGUUAUUGAGUGUAAACGUUAAGGUCUUCUUAGGGUUAAACGAAACAAAAAGGUGAAAGAAAAAAGCGAAGCAAGCACUAAUCACGAUCGUGUGUAAAAUUUCAAAAAUGAAUAUACCUUCCUUCGCUAUCACUGUCCACAGUAAUUCCGAAGCGAUGCACGUCCUUUCUUCAGUCGACAUUUCUCAUUCAUCCUCCUCCUCGCCUCCCCCCCCCACUCACCCCCGCCCCCGGAUCCCCCUUCCUUACUUAGUUUCGUCACAGGAAAAAAAGAAAAAAAGAAACAAAAAAACCAACCACAUGAUAAUUUGUUCGAUGUACCGUCAUCGUCAUCCAUUUCGAUACCUGAAAAUCUUUCGUAAACGUUCGCUAGAACACAAGCAAGCUCGUUUCGCCCCUCAUCUUUCGAGGCCUUCAUCGUCAUCCAUUUUCCCCUCAUCUUCCCUCCUCACUGCACCCUCCUCGUUCCCUCGUCCAAGCUGCCUCCGGCAUCGCCGCGAGUACAUUGCUACCAUCACCGUCAUCAAUCACCACCGUCUCGCUAUCGUGCCCAGAAGGAAAAGCAACUCAGACCCUUUAUAAAAGAUUUAUCGUUAGAUGUGAAAGAAAAGGACAAAAAAAAAUUCAUGCAGAACUAAUAUUUAUCGUGAGGAUGAUUGUAAACGUGCGUACGCUAAUGAUUGUCGUUAAUUCAAUUACGGUUACGAAGUUGGUCGCGACGUUCGGUGCAAUCUAUAUCGAGAGUUGGAUCCCGUGACCUUCGUCCCGCGAGACUCACCAAAAAUAAUCAUUUCAAUUUCUUCAUUAACAGCCGAUGCAUUCAAUAAAAAAUCGUUCGUGCAACGAACAAUUCUACUAUAUUAUAAUCUUCUUUGCUACGUCGUUUUGUAUUUUUUCUUUUUUUUUUUCUUCUUCUUCUUUUUUCUUGUUUUUCUCGUAAAAACGUGAAUCUUCUCGAGUUCUCUUUAGGUUGACCAUUCGAAGAAUAUGAAAGUAAAAGUGUAAUCGAAUCGUUAGCUAUAUUUGAUCCUUUUUUUUCUACCAUCCGUUGCACGAUCGUCGACUUGCACUUUUUUCGGAGGAGAUGGCCGAAAGAGAAGAAUUCAAAAGACUAAUUCGAGUAAAUCAUUCGUUAACGUUGCAUAUGUGUGUCCAAUCUACCGUAACACCGGAGGAGACCUGCUGUUGAAUUGAGAAUGACAAAAGAAGGUAAAAAAAAAGAGGAAAGAAACUAGAACUAGAGUAUAAUAUGCGGUGCGAAUAGAAAAAUUGUCUCAAAGUGAAAUUUUGUCGAACUUCCGGUCGUCUCUUCCACCAUCGCGGGCGAUGCGCUAUUACGAUCCGACGAGAGACGGAUUGGUCGAAAACGGGGAGGAAAAGAAGAAAUCUUUAAGAAUUAAAAGAGGAUAUAUUAUAUUAAAAUAUCUGUGAUGUAAAAAGUAACAAAAUUUUGAUGUAUAUUUUUCACAAAUUAUUGUAACCAGCUAGUGUAUAUGUGUAAGGAUAUAACAAGAAAAAAAACUAUUAUAAUUACGGUGUGCGGAAAUAAAAUGAUAAGCGAGGGACUAAAAGGCAAGAAAGAGAAGAGAGCAAGGGUGAGAGAGAGAGAGAAAGAGAGAGAGAGAGCGAGAGAGAGAGAGAGAGAGAGAGAGAGAGAGAAUGAAAAAAAGGAGAAAGGAAGUUUAGGGGAAUGGAAGCCGCGGUAUAACGCGAAAUUACGUUGGUCCACACCGGUGGUCAGACGGGACCAAGAUGGCGGGCACUGCUCGGAAAACAGUCGGACUAAAAGAUUCCUGUUAUCUUUUGCCCUUUUCUAUUUUCCUUUUCUUUUCGUUCGAUCAUUCCGCGCGUUCAAAGAAAGGAAAGAAAAAUGUACGGCGGGCUCUUCGUUCUUCUCCUUCGAUCGGCGACUCGACUGUAUCAAAACCAAAAUGUUUCUUCUCUUGUUCUCUCUUGUUCUUAUUAUAUUCAGGGAAUACAAAAAUAAUAUAUAUACACACACACACACACACACACACAUAUUUAAAUAUAUAUUUAUAUAUUUAUAUAUAUAUAUAUUUAAAUAUGUAUACAUCUAUAUAUAAAUGUAUCAAAGUAAAUUCUCUAUUUCGCGAGCCGUCGUUCGUACGAUCAACGAAGGAGAAGACACGGAUUUUUGUUUCAUAUAAACCGGAAGAUUUGGUCCGAUUGGCCCUGAAACGACUCGAUGUUAGCUACCUCACAGUAUCGUCGCACGUUUGGUAUAUGGUUCGAAGGAAAGAUUUCCGUGUGUCUUCGAACGUAAAGAGAUCGAGAAUUGAUCUAUAGCAUCUCACGCGCGUUUCGAUAGCACCGUAAUUAGUAUUCAGGCCGAAUUGGUAAUUAGAAGUCUAGCUCUAGUUUUUCCGUGAAAAGAAUUAUAAAGAAAAAAGAAGAAGAAAAAAAGAAAAGGAAAGUGAAACAAGAAACUCUCUCUUUUUUACAUCAAGGUCAUCUUCGAAGAGCCUUUCUUUCUAUUUUUUAAUAAUAUUAACAGGACAACAAAUCGGGCAAUUCCAUAAAGAUGAGAAUAUUUUUCUAAAGUUCAAAAACCACUCGAUCUUUCUCGUCUCUUUCGAACGAAGACAUACGGUUUCUUGCCGAUGGUGAUUCGUACGUAAAUGGUCUAAACAGUUCCAAAUUGUGCCUAAGUUUCGAGAUUACGUUUUUACUACAAGACAAAACGCGAAAACGUUUAGUUCGAACGAGCUCGACCGACGGCGAAACGGUGAACGCGACAUGAGAAUAUAAAAAAAGAGUAUUAAAAGAGAAAGAAAAAAAGAAACGAAAGGAAUGCUACGAUGAUUACCUCCGAUAAACGUUCCAGGGCCGUCCGGCCGCCAUCUUGCGUUCAAUUUUACGUUCCGUUUUGUCGAAUAAGUGCAAUUAGGUACACAUAACACGCUCACACCGAUACACUCGCGAUUACACUCGAUUACACCCACACUGAUAAUACGUACACCAGGCACACACGCACACGAACACACAUUUUACAUACGUUAAAAUGAAAAUCUGAAGAAAACGAACUGUUACGCGCUAGGUUACCGUUUUUUAAAUUCUAUUUUCAAUUCACGCAUUCUCGAAUGUUGGGAUUUUCGUGAUCAACGAAGAGCUGGCCUGUCGUUCAUUAUAUAGGGACGCGCGUUUAAUGACACACUUUAACACACACGACAUUUAUACAGCAUACAUCACGCACACUCGUCGCAAGUGAAACCGACGUCGAUUCGACCCACGAUUCGAAAACCUAUCCUUCUUUUUUUCUCCUUCGAAUCUAACGUCGAUGUGAUAUUAGAUACUUAAAUUGAUCUAAACUCGACGAAGCCAAAUUUCUAUUUAUUCUAAACCAGUGAUCGAGAAGCUUCGAGAAAGUAAUCUUUUAUCGGAUCCUUGGACCUUUCAUUCUUUAACAUAUUUUUCGACUAAAUUCGAAGGAACAAGAAAGACAAUUCGAGGUUUCGAGCAUGCCUGAACCAAACGUAGAAAAGGAGGAAGAAGAAGAAGAAAGAAGAUGGUCUCCUCGAUCGAUCAAAAACUUGGUACCUUCCUGAUUGGCUUUAAUACGCUCGUAUAAUUCGUAGGUUCUAGUCAUGUAAUGACUCUAAAGUAACGAAAAAAAAAAGCAAAAAAUAAUCAAGAAAAAAUAUAAAAAAAAAUUGAGAGAGUGAGAGUGAGAGAGAGAGAGAGAGAGAGAGAGAGAGAGAGAGAGAGAGAGAGAGAGUGCGAGAGGGAGGAAAAAGUCGACUCUCGAGCGAGUUCGACCAUUUAUGUAUACGCAGAUCGAUUCGACAAAAAAGGAGACGCAAAGGAUAAGAUAUAGAAAAAAAAAAAAGAGGAAAAAAAGAAAACUAUGCGAAAACGACCGAUUUGUGUUCAAACGGGUGUGCUCCAUCGAAUCGGAGAUAGUCGUUUCGAUGUCGGUUCCAAAGUUCUAUUAUAAGAGAUAUACGACGAAGAAAAAUCGGAAGAUUUCAGCGCGAGAAUGGCAAGAUUGGGAAGCCAAACGCGCCUCCGACCGGCCGAAUUUGCGAAAUCCUCCUCGUAUCGCGACUGCCUGAGAUUUCUUUGCGAAGCUUGCGAUUGGCUAUCUGUCUGCGUUUGAUCUACGGCCUCUUUCCUAUUAAUGGUAAGAUUUUUUCAAAAUCGUUUCUCUUCGACAUUCCUACCUGCGUAUGAUCUCUCUGCGAUUAUUUGUGACAGAAUAAAAAUCUAAAUGCAAACAUCAAUUUAUACGAUCGAGCUGAUAAUGUAUUAGUUGAAAAUAAUCGAGUGUUAAGAUACAUUUUUAUAUAAUGAAGAUAAAGAUAAAGAUAAAGACAAAGAAUGAGGUCGUAGGUCACGUGGAAGAAGCGUUAUUCGUCCAUCAAAAGGUGAUGUAUUCUUUAAAGUACAAUUACGUCUUGUUCCAUAUAUACGAAUCGAAAUUACUUUCAUGUUCCUAUUUCGACGUUUAAGGAAAAGCGAACCAUCGAUUCUGUUCGCUGUCGGGCGAUGGUGUCCUUGUUGAGAGUCGCUGAUCUCACUUUUCGCUAACGACCGGUCGGAGAUGAUCGCGCGGCCGGCAUCUCGGUAGUGGGUCAGCCUAGAGAAACUUUUCGAAACUAGUAGGGAAAGAAAAAAAAAAUACUAGAUAAAUGGCGCUGGUACUACAAGACGCGGUGUUAGCGUAACCAGUAGUACUCGUAGUUUAGCGCUUUAGUCGUUUGUAUAUCGUGUUCUUUUCUAAUAUUCUCACUAUAUCAGCCCGAUCUCGGCGUGCAAUCACUAUUAAAAAGAAAACAAAAAAAGAAAAAAACAAAAAAAGAAAAAAAAGAAAGGAAGAAAGGAAGGAAGGAAAGAAGGAAGGAAGGAAGAAAGAAAGAAAGAAAGAAAGAGUAAGAUAAAUUUUCUCGAAAGGCGCGUCUUUUAAUUAAUAACAUUCGUAUCGAUUUCCCUGUCGUAUAAUAUAUGUAAUAUAAUAUAACGUAAUGAUAUUCUUUGUUAAACUCUUGUAUACGUAUACGUCGUAUACGAGUCCUCCGUUUUUGUUCAAUCGAAUUUCUCUGCUUGCUUUUUCCUUGUUUCAUUAAGAAUUAGAAGACGAGGAUUCGACGUAUAAUUUCGUAAUCUCCAAAUAUAUUUUUUUGUAAUACCUGUCUCAACGCGAGGAUAUUAAAGUAUAAGUAAAAAGUAUAUCGUAUGAAACAAAUCGACCGGUAUUUCCAAGUACGACCAACUAAAGUUACGGACCAAGUACGCUGAAGUUCCGGUAAAUCGAAUCAAAAUAGGAAACAGAAAAUGUAGAAAGAAGAUGAAGGAGAAGAAUGAAACGACGGGGAAAAGAUACGACGAAAAUGUACAAUAAUACAAAGAACAAAUAGGAGGGCGUAUAAACGGAAGAAAAUAAAAAAAGAAAUUAAAAUGAUAUCCCAUGGUACGAGCUCUUUCCUUCUCUCUUCUCGAUACAAAAGAGUAUACGUAUAUACCAAGUGCAUAGAAAAAUGUACGGCACGUGUAUGCGCGGCGAGGUCGGACCAUUCGUAUGCCAGGAAAGAUUUUUAAAGCUAAAAUAAAUCCGAAUCGAGGAGAGUUAAAUUAAUGCGAGAAUCCACCCAGAUAUCUCCGAGCAUUCCCCUUUGAAUAUAAAAAAAAAAAAUCACACACACACACACACGCACACACACACGUACACACGUACACACGAGAACAAAAAAAAUAAAUAAAACUAAUCGCCAGCAGCAGCCAGCGACAGCUUCACACCGCAAAAUUUUCCGGCAACAAGUUGAAAAAAAAAGAGAAAAGAAAAAAAACAUACACACAAUGACGUACACAAAAGUAAGAAAGGAGAGAAAAGAUAAAAAUAGAAAAAGCGAAAAAAAAUCAAAAAAAGAAGAGUAGAAAGAAAGAGAAAGAGGAAAGAUUUGCUAUACGUCAGAAUCACCCUCCCCCUUCGGACAACAAGCCCUGCUCCCUCCGUCGGCAAACGCUUUUGCGUAGAUCCGCUAAGCGAAAUGAAACUAACGAUAAUAAUAAUAAUAAUAAUAGGAAGGAAUUAAAAAAAAUAAAUAAAUAAAAAUCUUCCACGCAUUUGCAUGCAUGGUGCGUGAUAUUAAAAAAAAAAAAACACAAAAAACAAAAAAAAAGGAGUAAAUAAAUAAAUAAAUAAAUAAAUAAAUAAAUAAAUAAAUAAAUAAAUACAUAAAUACAUAAAUGAAAAUAUAAAAUAAAACUAAAAAUACGGCAAAAAUGUAAACAACACACAGGUACAAAUGGUACACAUACGCAGUCUGCUCUCUACAUAAAUGCCGCUGCAAGUGAUAUUGCAGCUUCCCGAUACCAGGUCGUCUCCUUACAGUUAAGGUGGACCGCUCGCAUGUCCUUCAUUUGCAACCUUUCGUUCUAAGGUAGAAAGAAAAGAAAAUGCUCUUUUUAUCUCUCUGUCGAGCUCUCCUUGUCUCUAUCCCCAUCUCCGUCUUUAUCUUUUUCUUUCUUUCUAUCUUUCGAACAAGGUCACCACUUUUUGAACUAUGCGAGCAUCAAGGUCCACCCGUGUCUUUCGGGUUGUAUACUCGCCCGGACACGAGGAACAAAAACUAACCGGCAACAACACGCAACAAGCGACAAUAGACGUUCUCUCAUGCGAAGAAUCUCGGUGAAUGCAGUCGCACGUCGUAUCGAUCGUACACACUUGCGCGCACACACACGAACCCACACACACGUUUUUUGAGAUACUCCGUUUGUUGAUAACUCGUACGACUUCUUCGAAUAUAUAUUAUCGAAGGAAACUAUAUUCUCUCUUCGUUCUAUUACAUCUAUGUAAUAUCUAUUUCUACUUCUCUACGACUGUCCUUUUUAUCAAAUAACAGUGCUACUUUGAUUAAAAACACUUUAUCCUCGAUCAUAAAAAACGAGAGGAUCUUUAUCGUGUGAAACGAUUUGAUGCGACGAUUAGGCGACUCGACACCGAAACGUGGUGCCGUGCCACGUAACGAAUCUAGAAAAUACGGAAAAAACUUAAAAAGCAAAACCUCUGAUCUAAAUGAAAGAAAGAAAGGUAAUGCGUUUAAAGUAAUGAUGAAAAUAAAAAAUAAAUAAAACGUUGAAAACGUAAAACUAAAGAAAGAAAAUAAAAAAAAAACAAAAAGAUAAAAAAAAGCGUAAAAAUAAAGGUAAAAUAAUAAUAAAUCUCUCUACGUCGUAUAAUUAAUUAUAUCCAAUGCAGUGAUUCAAAGCGAACGCAGAUGCCACGAAGAGCAAUGCAAUGCAAAGGAUCCGUGCCGACUUUUGAGAGUUCGUGCGUGUCUCCAUGUUUAGCCUCGCAUAUACUCUCGACAUUUCGGACAUAGGCCCCCUCAAAUCAAAACCCGCAGUCAGCACAGAUGAAGCGUUUUAAGCAAAAAAGCAAAAUAUAUAUAUAUAUAUACAUAUAUACGUAUAUAUA
Messenger RNA from Vespula pensylvanica (western yellowjacket), 16144 nucleotides. RefSeq names its product mushroom body large-type Kenyon cell-specific protein 1 (gene Eip93F). Gene Ontology annotation, molecular function: DNA binding. Gene Ontology annotation, biological process: regulation of transcription by RNA polymerase II. The record is from RefSeq and is a predicted model, not a curated record. Bases 741 to 5591 code for a protein of 1616 amino acids. Lineage: Eukaryota; Metazoa; Arthropoda; Insecta; Hymenoptera; Vespidae. The transcript is spliced from 10 exons. Gene Ontology annotation, cellular component: nucleus.